AACAUGGACCGUGUAGGAAAGAUCAUCUUUUAUGAAGAAAAGAACUUCCAAGGUCGAUAUUAUGAGUGCGACAGUGACUGUCCUGAGCUUAACAUCCACUUUAGCCACUGCAACUCAGUCCAGGUAGAGAGUGGGGCCUGGGUUCUGUACGAGAAGCCCAACUACUUGGGCUACCAGUACAUCCUGACCAGAGGAGAGUACCCUGAUUACCAGCAAUGGAUGGGCUACAAUGACAGCAUAAGGUCUUGUCAUAUUAUACGAAAUAUUUCUGGUGUGUUCAGGAUUCGUAUCUUUGAGUGUCUUGACUUCAGCGGUCAGAUGAUGGAAUUCAGUGAAGAUGUGAACAACCUGCCCGAACGCUGGCACCUCCAGGACGUCCACUCUGCCCGUGUCCUGGAAGGUGCCUGGAUCUUCUAUGAGCUCCCCAACUACCUUGGACGCCAAUACCUGCUGGAGAAGGGAGAGUACCGCCGCUUCAUUGAGUGGGCAGCCAUGAACCCCCUUGUUGGGUCCAUCCGCCACGUCCAUGACUUUUAG
Molecule: messenger RNA, 537 nt
Organism: Scomber japonicus (chub mackerel)
Lineage: Eukaryota; Metazoa; Chordata; Actinopteri; Scombriformes; Scombridae
Product: gamma-crystallin B-like
Exons: 3
Coding region: 4-537 (177 amino acids)
Biological process (GO): lens development in camera-type eye; visual perception
Molecular function (GO): structural constituent of eye lens
Source: RefSeq, a predicted model, not a curated record